CGAAAAUGGAAAGUGCUGAUGGAGUUUUAGUGAAUAGCAUAUAGAAUUCGCUUCCCUCUAAUUUGAAUUACAAGCUGCCUUUAAUAUGCGUAUACAAAUCGUAACCGCUAUCGAUAAUAAUGACUAAUUAAUUACAACAUUAAUACGGAAACUAAAUACAUAAAUAAAUAGUGCAUUAAUUGCUUGACUGUUACUUUUCCUAGCUGGCAGGUCGACCGGACUAGCCAGUUCGGGGCUGUAAGAUCCAGGUCUGUAACUCAAAAUCGGGAAGAUUAAUGAAAUAAAAUGGUCCAGUAGAUCUGGUAGCUUAAGCGCGCCACUGCAGAAGCUGCCCCCCUGCUGAAGCUCGGGUGGAACGACUCCCCCUCUCUCCAGUAGAUCCGGCCAAAGACAAUUUUCAAAAUGUGGCGACGGGCGGUGGGUCUCCUCUCCUCUCCGGCGACAGAAAUAGCUUCCAAUAAAAUCAAGGAAUUCAUCUCAUGAUCUCAAUCACGAGAAAUCAAUCUGAUGGGCGAUGACACCACCUCGAGGACUCCUGUCAAACCCGAAGCUGAGACACAUCAACCCAGCGGCCGGCGAAGAAGUACGAGCUCUUGUGCCGGUUCUGCCAUCUCUCAUACGGAGGCGUCCACUGCACUCCUGCUCGCACCACCUCUGCGUUAGUCGCCGCCGCAGAUCCAUGACCAGGAAGGAGAUGACGAUUCAAGCCAAGUAGAGUCCCUCGCCGAUAGAAACCUUAAGGCUCGGGGUUUGUAGUGUCCGCGGCCGUAGUCGCCGGGAGUAUCUCUGGCUGAAAGCAUUGUCCGGCCGCACCCUCUCUUCUGGUUCCGUCUAAAGAGACAUCUGCAGGACACGUCAAAUUGGGCAUUGUUUUCGGGCCAUGAAGAGUGCAUCUAAGCUUAACCUCCAGGCCAUCAUAAGGAGGGUCUUCAGCCGGAAAGUCCUAAGUGCUUACCAAGACAAAAACAGUGGGCCAGCCCACCGUUGGUCCAAUCCAAUUUUUCAGCGGGCCAGAAUUCAACGUCAAUUUUUCUGUCCGUUCAAAAGCUAAGUACUUCAAACUCUCUUCAUAAAAAUAAUACGUGAACAUAUAUGAUAAAAAAAUCACAAAUUGAAUCAUUUGAAAAGAUAUUUUAAGUGAUAUGAUUGCUUUUACUCUUGUUAAGUGUGUGUAAUUUUAACAUUGAACAACGGACUUGUAAAAUCUAAUCACUCAAGUACGUCGGACGAGCACACACACUCGUACACUGGCCGAGCACACACACUCGCGCCACCAGAUCACGUCAUAUGGGUGUGACGAUUAAUAAGCUCCAAUAUAAAUGUUAAUACCACACACUCUUGACUUCAUACGAGUUCUUGCGUGCUUUUACCUCUUCCUAGUGCAUCACACUCCGACCUCGGGGGACGAGUCACCCGUUCAAAAGUUUUUACUUGCGGGUUCGAACUACUAACCUCGGGCGGCGAGUUAAACUCUUGUUAGGGGCCUGGAGCCACGCUCUUCUGAGCAAUUUUUUCACUUAAUUGACGUUCACAUUUCCCGAAAAGGUUGAUAUACUUUAGUUCUCUGAGGUUGGAUUAUCCGUUCGAGUGGUGACUCCGAGUCACUUACUCGCGGAUUCAAUCUUCCUUACGAAGACUAAGUUGAGGCCUUACUUGGGAACUUGACGUUAUUCUUUUCGAGUAGCGAGUCCGACUCACUUACUCAUUGAACGUGGUUCGACACCAGGCCAAAUGCUCUAUUCUACACCUGUUGCAUUUAUGUGUAGAUACGACUGAACGAAGGCGAGCCUGAUGAGUUCGAGCCCGACGAGAAGAACGGUUCUAGUCAUCCUCUUCGCAGAUGGCGACUAUUGCAAUAAAGGCUGAAGAUUUCACCUCUUGCUUCAUCUUGGGGGCGUCUGGUGUACUCUUUUUUCCUUCAUUAGGAUUUUUUCCCAUUGGGUUUUUUCCUGAUGAAGGUUUUUAAUGAGGCAUCUCCCCGACAUGGACAAGGGCGAAGAUCUUCCAGUCUCGGAGAAGAGCAACUGACCUGGACUACUCCCUCUUAGCCGAGUCUACUACUCGACUAAGGGAGUGGAGGACUCGUGAUGGAGUAAUGGGACUAAGCCCAGAGCCUAAUCGGCCCAAGUCCUGAAUAUGGACCCGUGGAUCCAAGUCCACAACCUGGAGCCUUCCUACCACUCCAUUUGGGAGCAUGUCAGUCUGGCCGACCUGCCAGCCAGGAAAAGUAACAACAAGCAAUUAAUGCGCUGUUUAAUUAUGUAUUUAAUUCCGUAUUAAUGCUGUAAUUAAUUACUCAUUAGUUCAUUACUAUUGUUAGCGGUUACGAAUUGUAUACGCCUAUAAAAGGCACGUUGUAAUUCAAACUAAGGGAGCGAAUUCUAGAGGCUAUUCUUUGCAGCUAAAUCUCAUGAGCACUUUCCAUAUUCGUUCUUACUUUCUUGAUUCUUGCUUGAGUGUCUUACGUAGUUUUCCAAAAAGCCUACGAGCGACCUAUUUUGAACCAACAAUAAAUUUCUCUCCCAAAAUGUAUAUUUAAUGUAUUAGGUGCUCAACUGAAUUUUGUUUACAUUGUGAUUAAUACAAGGGGCCCUAAGCAUGUGCUCGACAUCACCAAAAAAAAUAGGCUCUUAAUAGUCUAUACCUCUUCUCAAAAACAGAUGGAAUCUCGUACUCCUGAGUCCUGACUCGAAGAGGUUGGAAUGUGGUUUUAAAGGCAUAAAUAUUUUAAUCGUAUGUUUUAUCUAAAUUCAUAUUCAAUUCAAAUCGACACAAUACUUAAAUAAAUACGGAGUAAUAUUUUCCAAGUUAUAGAAAGUAUACAUAUUUCUUCCAAAAAAAAAAGUUAUAGAAAGUAUACAUAUUACUUACCAUACUCGAUUAUUACAACUCUAACGCAAUUUAUUUUCAAUUAUUGCAAAUUUAAUGCAGUCUUUAUUUUAAAAAUAUUACAUUAAUGUAAUUUCAAUUUUAAUGCAAUCUGAAAAUUGUCAGAUUAGUUCUUUAUUUUUUUUUAACCAUUUUGUAUCUGAAAAUGCCAUAAUUUCUAAUAUGAAAUGGCCAUUUUUUUAAUUGAAAGUGUCAAGUUCUGCAUCUAAUAAUGUCAUACUACCUCCGUCCCAAAUUGAGUUGCAAUUUUGACUUUUCUUGGUCAAAUAGACUUGUUUUGUUCGUUUAAUUAUGAUGUCAAUUUCUAAUUAUAUUUCAAUUUGAGUUUACAACUUUAAAGAGAUUUCAAUGUAGUUUAUGAAUAUGUAAAUUUUAAUUAUUAGAAAUUGAGUUAAUUAUCCAUAAAAAGGUUUGACUUUUAUUAUUGGUUGACCAAAAAAUAUUGACUUUGCAAAACAAUUUGGGACGGAGGAAGUAACUUUUUAUACAAAACAAUCCAGUUAUUACAUCAUUUUUAUAAAGAUGGCAAUUCAAUCUCAUUGGAGAUUGACUAAAUUUUUGUAACUCUAUUUUUGUUUUUUAUUUAUCUCAUUUACUUAUUCCAUGUGUUUCACUGUUUCCCUUCAUAAGUAUGUUCUGUUGCAAAAGGAAAGAAAUGCACGUGCAAGAAAGGAUAAAAAAAAGAAACAGACUAGUGGUGAUUAAAUUCGAACUCUUGCUUCACCCAUUUCACCCGUCUUGGACAAGGUGCAAAAACAUACUUCAUUCGUUAAACAAAGUUUCGGUUUACGAUGCUAGACUAAUUAUAAAGCAAAUUGAUUCAUGUGAACACUAAGAUUGCUUUUAGUAAAUAAAAUUUACAUAUUCAGAAACUAAAUUAAAAAUUUUACAAACCUGGGGAAGAAAAUUUAAAUUUGAUAAAUUUGAUAUAUAAAGCAAAAGAUUGAAAAUGAUUUAAGUUGGCCAAGUAAAUGGUGAAUGAGAACUUCAUUUUGGGAUGGAGGUAGUAUGAUGUAUUAAUAUUAUUAUUUAUUAUGUCUGCCUCACUAAUGUUGAGACAUGAGAAGAUGAUGCGAUUAUUAACAAAUGUGUAUUUUUGUAAUUGAUAUUGAAUUAAUAAAAUAACAAUGAUUUAGUACCAUACAAAUUUUACCAACCGAUACGAAAUAAUCUUAGAGGGACCAACAAAAAAGGAAAUACGGAGAGAUCAGUACAGUAUAAACUCCCAUUAUUGGGUGGCAAUUCUCCCAUAUAUAUUGACCCUUUUCAAGCCUUUUCCAUGUCAGCUCGUGCAACUCAAACAAAGAGGAAGAGCAAUGGAGUUGGGCAGUGCUCUUAGCUUCUUGGAAGAUAGAGCAAUUCUGGUCACCGGUGCCACCGGCUUCUUGGCAAAGAUUUUUGUGGAGAAAAUACUUAGACUUCAGCCAAAUGUGAAGACGUUGUUUCUUCUUCUAAGGGCUGAAGACACAAUGGCCGCCGUACAACGUUUCAACACUGAGGUAUUGGGAAAAGACUUGUUCAAGGUUGUAAUGGAAAAGUACGGGGAGAAGUGGGAUGGGUUGAUAUCGGACCGGGUGAAUGUUGUGGCUGGAGAUAUCACGUGCGAGAAUUUGGGCGUGAAGGACUCGAGUUUGCUAGACCGGUUAUGGAGGGAAGUCGAUGUUGUGGUUAACAUGGCUGCAACCACCGAUUUUGAUGACCGAUAUGACGUGUCCUUGAAGAUUAAUACGAUGGGCCCUAAGCAUGUGCUGGACUUUGCCAGAAAGUGCCAAAACUUGAGAGUUCUUCUUCACGUAUCAACCGGUAAGUCAAGAGUAAGACGUCAAGACUCAAGACGUGUCCUCAAUUUUAAGUUCAAGAGGUAUCGGAAUUCGGAAGUGUUUUUUUUUUUAAUUCACUUGAAUAAUCGCAUAUAUAGACUAUAGUACCUCUGUUUGGAACUGGAUUCACGAGUCUUAUUCGGUCCUUCAAAAUAAGGAACCGAAAUUGCCGGUUUCUAUACCGAACCGUUUUAUUAAAAAUAAAUGGCCCAAAAUAAAUAAAUUCUUAAAUAGUAAUAAAAAUUUAUUACAAUCAUAACAACAGAAACAACAACAAUAAUAAGUUUUUUUAUAGAUGUAAUAGUUUUUCUUGUUGUACUAACAUUAAAAAUAAAAAAUAAAUUAGUUAGUAUUUUUUGGUAAUUAGUAGUAAUAACACGAUAAUAUUACAAAUUAUAGUUAUAAAUACAUAAUUUAGUGAUUGUUGGAGUAUUUUAAUAUUACCAAAUUCUAAAUUUGUAUAACCUAAUUUCGAACUACUUAGUUAUUUAUUAAAAAAAACUAUUUUUGUUAUUAAUUAUCUUAUUUGUGUACUUAGUUAUAUACUUAUAGAAAUACUAAUUAUUAAUUACGCUAAUAUUUUAGGAACUCUUUCAUUUGAAUAAUAUUAUUACUUAAUUAUUACCUACUAUAUUUUUAAUAAAUUAAAUAAAUUUAAAUACAAGAAAUAUAAAUAAUUUGGAAGCGGAAAUCGAACCUGAACUGAACUAGAUUCAAACUGGAACAAUCAAUUUUGGAACUGGUACUGUACGGUUCUUAUUUGGGUUCCCAGAAAUUCGGAAGCGUGAACUCAUUUAACAUACAUAAGCUACCCCAUUUUGUAUCAUAUUUUGUAUCCCUCCUAUGUUUGUGGUUCACAAAAGCAAUGAGUAAAAAUGGAGCAAUUAUUUUAAUUGGGUUGGAUUUUUCUGAACCACAAAUAUAGAAUGAGGUACAAAAUGGUGUAGAAAAUGGGGUACCUCUAGCAUUUCUCUUUAACAUAUCAUCCAUUCAAUCUGUCAUCAUAUUAUCAUCCAUGUUUUUGAACAUUCAUCCAUAUUUACGCUUGAUCAUAUCCAUGUUUAGCCCAUUUGGUGAGUCUAUUUUUCGGUUUAAUAGAUUUAUCAGCCAACUUUUUAAGCAAACAUGUGACUUUUGAUUUCGCGCGCUAAAUUGUGCAAUAAUAAGAAAAAGUAAGGUUGAAGUUACUUUUUCGCUGUAUUGGCUAAAGUUACUGUAGAUGACCAUUUUAGCUAUUUUCAUAUUUUUUUUUCUUACUUUAUUUAUAAAAUAUAUUUUAAUCCCCCCAUAAAUCAGCAGAAUUAGCCAAUACAGUCACUUCAGCUAGAACUUCAUAAAUUUUAGCAGAACCAACCGAUUUAGCCGAUUUCGGUGUUACCAAACAGGCUCACAGUAUACAAGCCCUACGCACAUGACUCUUAUUAGUUUUUAUCAUACAACUUUUAGUGUACAAUGGUAGGUGGGCAAAUUGUUCUUAUUCCCAUUUAGUAAUCUCAAAACUUUUAAUUCCACUUUUGAUAGUACAAAAUUUACAACAAUUUCACAUUUAGUCAUUGUUUAUUAAUGUAUUCCUUUCGGUACUUGACUUGACCAUUUGGUCUACUUGUGAUCCUUCCGCCCAACUUUCCAAGUUCUAAUGCCUAUCUGGCGAUUUUAACUAUUAGAAAUAUCGAUAUAGGAGUCAUACAUGAUCAAAAAGAAAUAGUCAUGUACCGAAUAAUUAUGUAAACUAAUGUAUGAAACUAAUGUAUUGCUCAUACGAGCAAAUUAAAAGUGUAACUUAUUACUUCCUCCAUUCUCGUCUCAUAUUCCUUUCGUGAUAUUUUUAAUUAUUUGUCUCUAUUUCCUUUUUGGUAAAUUUUUUCAAUCAAAAUACAUUUAUACUCCGACUUUUAUUACCCUUACCCCUUUUUACUUUUUACAUACUAUUUUCUAUUUCCUACUUUAUCAUUACUUUACCCUAUACUCUCUAUACUACCCCUAUAAUUUCCUCUUAAAAUCCAUGUCAAACUCUAAGGCCUUGUUUGGUUCAGAGGGGAGGGAAGGGGAGAGUCAAGGAGGGAAGGGAAGGGGAGAGUCAAGGAGGGAAGGGAAGAGGAAGGAAGAGUUUUGAUUAAAAAAAUUGUGUUUGCAGGGCUAUGGGGGGGUGGUGUUGGGAACCAAUUGUGCAGGCACGGGUGGUGGUGCAGGAGUUGUGGCGGGCAGGUUGAUCUGUGGUGGCUCAGGACGGGCAAGGGAGGCAAUGGAGGCUUGGGUUGCUAUUGGUGCCAGGCCGCCAGAAAAGGUGCCGAAAAAUUCUAUGGCGGCUGCGUCACUGUGGCGGCGUCACUGUGGCGGCGGCUAUAGUGACACCGGUGGUGGCUAUAGUGAAAUGGGCGGUGGCUAUAGUGACACAGGAGGUGGCUUGAGUGACACGUAUGGUGACAACAGUUACACGUGCAUCGGCUACAGUGACACAGACAGCGGCUACAGUGACACGAGUGGCGACUACAGUGACACGGGCAGUGGUUGUAGUGACAUGGGUGAUGGCUGUAGUUACAAAAUAAACGAACACAGUGACAUAAAAUUUUUGUAGUUACAUCAUGUUUUCUAAUUGCACUUUCUAAUUGCACAUAUAUGACCUUCUUGAUCACUUUUUUGUCCCUUUUUAAAAGUGGUCACUUUUUGGGUAAUUGGUUCAAAAUUAGUAAUAUUCAAGUAAAACCCCAAGUAUUAUUAUACGAUGUAAACUUAACAAGUUAAAAAAAAAUAACUUAAAAAGUUGAAUGGAUUUGUAACAGCAUAUGUAUGCGGUGAAAAGCAAGGACUCAUACUAGAAAGCCCAUACAAAAUGGGGGAAACAUUGAACGGAACAUGUGGGCUUGACAUUGAUAGAGAAAAAAGGAUAAUCAAUGAAACUUUGAAAAUGCUCCGAGCUGAAAAUUCUUCUCAAGAAUCCAUCACCUUAGCCAUGAAAGACAUUGGCAUCCGAAGAGCGAAGGCAUAUGGAUGGCCAAACACUUACGUAUUUACAAAGGCAAUGGGAGAGAUGCUUUUAGGUGAAUUGAGAGACAAUGUGCCUCUUGUCAUUAUACGUCCGACCAUUAUAACAAGCACUUACAAGGAACCAUUCCCUGGUUGGGUUGAAGGUGUGAGAACUAUCGAUAGCUUAGCAGUUGCUUAUGGUAAAGGACAAAUAACAUGCUUCCUUGGUGAUCCUAAGACCAUAGUAGAUGUGAUACCGGCUGAUAUGGUGGUAAACGCCAUGAUAGUAGCCAUGGUGGCACAUGCAAAUCAACAAGGAACUGAAAGCAUAUACCAUAUAGGGUCAUCAGUUUCGAACCCAAUGAGGUACAAAGUGUUGCAAGACUUGGGAUACCGCUUCUUCACCAAACAUCCAUGCAUAGGUAAGGAUGGAAAACCCAUUCUUGUUGGAAAGGUGACUGUGCUAGGCAGCAUGGAUAGCUUCCGCAGAUAUAUGGCCAUUCACUACCUCAUCCCUUUAAAGGGUUUGGAGAUAGUAAAUAUUGCAUGUUGUCAGUACUUCCACAGUAUAUACAAUGAGAUGCACAGAAAAAUCAAGACUGUGAUGAGGCUAGUAAAUCUAUACCAACCAUACUUAUUCUUCAAGGGAGUAUACGAUGAUAUUAACACUGAAAAAUUGCGAGGAGCGGCCAUAGAAGGGGGCAUUGAAACAGAUGUGUUUUACUUUGACCCUAAAGUAGUCAACUGGGAUGAUUAUUUCAUCAAGACUCACAUUCCUGGAUUAAUGAAAUAUGUCUUCAAUCGUAAAUAGAAGUGUUUGUAUAAUUCUUAUCAUCACAUCUGUAAAAUACGGAGUAAUAAUUUCUCAUUAUAUUAUAAUGAAUUGAUGUAGCCUAAAAGGCAAACUAUCGAUUUUUUUUGUAUCUAUAACUUAUGUCUGUUAACUUUCCUAGCUCUAUGAUUUAUUUGAUUGAA
Molecule: messenger RNA, 8648 nt
Organism: Cuscuta epithymum
Lineage: Eukaryota; Viridiplantae; Streptophyta; Magnoliopsida; Solanales; Convolvulaceae
Source: the annotation of a GenBank genome assembly